Molecule: messenger RNA, 2065 nt
Organism: Carya illinoinensis
Lineage: Eukaryota; Viridiplantae; Streptophyta; Magnoliopsida; Fagales; Juglandaceae
Product: transcription factor DICHOTOMA-like
Exons: 2
Coding region: 711-1892 (393 amino acids)
Biological process (GO): regulation of secondary shoot formation
Cellular component (GO): nucleus
Molecular function (GO): sequence-specific DNA binding; DNA-binding transcription factor activity
Source: RefSeq, a predicted model, not a curated record
GAUACUUUCUAAAACACAAAGUUUGAUGAAUAUAGUCAAUGCAGCAUCAUUGUGAAUGAGGUGCGCCUGCUGAAGAUUUUGGGGGUGGAGGAAGUUCAUUAUCAAAGUCUCAUCACCUGCAAUACACGUGAAUUGGCACGAUUAAUUGUUUUUUUUUUUCUUUUCCAUCCACUCGAUACAUCUCAGUUAUCACUUCAAACUUCAAAGGAGUCAAGUACUGUUCUCCCAAAAAGAUAAAAAAAAAAAAAAAAAAUGAUUUAAGAAAAAGAUACAUGGCUCUUUAAUUUGUCUGCAAUAAAUUCCCCUUCCCGGGUGGUGCUUGCUUUACCUCCUCACCAUCUUUAUUCAAAUCUCUUUCGGUUUCUCUCUCUCUUUCAAACCCCAUGGUUAUGGCUCUGUCGCUGUAGUCCUAAUUGUUUAGGAGGAGGUAAAUGCACGAGUCUCUCUCUCUCUCUGAAACACACAGAGAGAUACUGAUACACACACAUACAUACAUUGUAUCAUCUUCAGGCUGUUCUUCUCAAAGAUCUGAUGUAAAACACUAACUCGGGACCAUCUUUCUCAAGUCUUGUUAUCCACUUGCAGAGUGGGAAAACGAAAUGAGAAGAAAAGGAUUGAUUAUCAAUCCUACAUCAUUUUCAAGCUAGCUCUAAUAUAUAUUAGACCUGCAGCCGGCUACCUUCAAGCCUAGCUAGUGUUGUCCAGUGCAAAUGAAAUCACAGAUGUAUCCCUCAAACAGUAACUAUAAUAUCUGCAAUGACCUGAUCUCAUAUUCUGAACAAGCAUUUUUGCAGUUGCCUAACCUUAAUAUUAUCUCCAAUUCAAAACAAGAAGACCCUUCUCCUUUAUGUUUCUUGGGUCAUAUCUCCUCUUCUCCCUCCAUAGAUGGGAAUGCUUUCCUCCAAAACCACCAUGACGUGUUAUUUCACCAGCAAUCCAUGGUGAAAUCCGACAAGAACACAACCGGAACUGUCACAAACACGGUCGAUUCGAGGAAAACUCACAUCAAUCGACAGAAAGUGGCCGAGCAGAUCCCAAGAAAACGAACCUACAAGGGAGAUCGGCACAGCAAGAUUAACACUGCGCGAGGACCAAGGGAUCGGAGAAUGAGAUUGUCCCUUGAAGUUGCCCGCAAGUUUUUCGGUCUCCAAGACAUGCUAGGCUUUGACAAGGCAAGCAAGACCGUCGAGUGGCUACUCCUGCAGGCAAAAGUUGAAAUCAAGAAGCUGGCAAGAGAAAUGAAGCGCAGUUGCAGCGUUGGUGUCAAGACUAGUGCUUCUUCUACUUCCGAGUGCGGCGAAGUCUUGUCUGGCAUUGAUGAGGUUGCAAUCUAUGAUGGCAAUCAACAAGGCAGGGUUGUUUCAAAAGAGAGAGCCUCGACGUGUACAGCUCCUAAAGAGAAGAAGAAUAUUAGGCAGUGGCGGAAAAGUGCAUUUCACCCUCUUGCAAGGGAGUCAAGGGAUCAAGCUAGGGCAAGGGCUAGGGAGAGGACAAAAGAAAAGCUGAGGACUCGGAGACUGGAUGAAUCAAAAUUAUGUGAAGUGGAUAACAACUCAUGUGAUUUCAGCCGAUCACGUCUUUGGAGUCUUUUGGAAACUGGUGAAGAAUCUGCUGGAACCCACAGCCAUAACAUGAACCCUUCCAUGGAAGUACUACCUGAGAUUGAAGAAGAAAGCUCUCAUGCCCAAGAUGAUGGUUUAGGGGCUGCGGAAGACAUGGUUAAUGAUGAUUCUUUGGUGAUUAUUGGAAGGUGGAGCCCAUCUUUGAUUUUCAAUACUGUGAACAUCAAUACUGGAAUUUCCCAAGAGCAUCAUGAAUUUACAGACUUUCCAUUCUUUGGCAACAAUAAUAAUCAACAUGACAAGGAUUAUCUCUCGUAUGUCUGGCGCUAGCUUGGAUCAGUAAAGAAACAUUUGCAGCAUGACAAGUGGUGCCUUUUCCUUUUGAAAUGUAACAUAUUAGAGAGAAGUCUCUCGUCUUACAAUUCUUGUUAAUUAUUUAGUGAAUGAUUAUUAAUGGGCCUCUUUCAUUCUAAUAAUAUCAUGUUUCUUUUAAUUCGUGAUCA